GACUGCCCUGAAUCCUCAAAAAUCAGCUCCUGAGCCCGUUGAAUGAUUUCGGGCGUCCUGACAACGCCUUAUAGUGAGUUUUCCUUGCCGGUGUUGCAAAACCUUCGUUGGACUUCUUCGACUCGUUAUACUUCGCGACGACAUCAUACACAGUCGAUCUUGGGUACCCGAAAAAUCGAAUGAUUUCUGUCGCUGAGCGCCCAGCACGAACAUUUUCGAUAAUCGCGGCUCUUCGAUAUACUCCGCACUUGGUUUCAACAUUGCGACUGUUUCGAGGUUAUGAAUGUUUAGUACAUGCGUCAUGCCCGUAUCACGCUAGCGAUUGACGACUGCGUUUGCGUUUGCGCUUGCGAUUUGAUGUUUGUCAAUCACACUAGUGACCGCUGGGAGCAAGCGUUUGCAUUUCGUCGUUUCAAUGUAAUAGGUUUUGCAACAGAAGUGAAGAAAAAUGGAACAUAGAAAGAAGAAAAAAAUAUGUGCCAUUGUGAUGUUAAUGAUGUUAAAGUCACAGUAUGAGAAAAAGGUUCUUCCUAAAAAAAAAAAUGUGAGUUAGAUCCUGGAUAGCUAAAAGAGCACAACAAGGUUGUUUUCAUAACCUCUUUCUAGAAUUACAACUAGAAGAUCCAGAUAAGUAUCGCAGAUGUCUUCGUAUGUCUUCAGAUUUGUUUGAGGAUCUUGUGAAGAAAUUGGAGCCAUUAAUUAAAAGACAGGAUACUCAUCUCCGACAAAGUAUCUCCCCUGCAGAAAGACUUGCUGUAACAUUACGUCAUUUGGCAACAGGUGAAAGUCAAGAAUCACUAUCUUAUACUUUCCGUCUUGGACAAAGCACUAUAUCUGGGAUCAUAAAGGAUACUUGUCGUGCUCUCAUUUCUCUUUUGCAAGAAACACAUCUGAAAUUUCCUGACAGUGAAUUGGCUUGGAAAGUAAUUGUUCAUGAUUAUAUGGAAAGAUGGAAUUUUCCAAAUUGCUUGGGUGCCAUGGAUGGGAAACAUAUUCGGAUAGAUCCUCCACUUCAGUCUGGUUCCUCAUACUUCAAUUACAAGGAAACGUUCAGUAUCGUGCUUUUGGGGGUUGUGGAUGCUCAACUUCGAUUUAUAUUCGUCGAUGUAGGCACAAAUGGACGAAUAUCUGGCAGAGGAAUAUGGAAUAAAUGUGCUCUAAAACAUCAUUUGCAGAAAAACGACAUUAAUAUUCCUCCACCAAGUCCCCUACCAGGUACUGAGCAGGAUUUUCCUUAUGUAAUUAUAGGAGAUGAAGGUUUUUCUUUAUCAACAAAUGUGCUCAUAUCUUAUUCCAAGGAACAAUGUACAGGAAAAAAAAGAGAAGAAUUUAUAAUUACAGAUUAUCUAGAGCGAGACGAUGUGCGGAAAAUACAUUUGGAGUCAUGAUCAGAUUUAAUAUAUUCAGAUCUCCAAUGAGAUACAACCCAGAUGAUACUCGUUGUAUUGUAUUGGCGAUUUGUUGUCUUCAUAACAUGUUGAGAUCUCACAGUAUAGGCUGUAUAAUGUAUACUCCACCAGAAUAUCCCACACAGCACUGCAAUAUUGCAACAAUAUUGAAGCAAUAUUAUAAUAUCGUAGCAAUAUUACAAAAUCAGAAGAU
This is a messenger RNA of Harpegnathos saltator (Jerdon's jumping ant), 1602 nucleotides long. RefSeq names its product protein ANTAGONIST OF LIKE HETEROCHROMATIN PROTEIN 1-like. The coding region runs from base 651 to 1388 and encodes 245 amino acids. The record is from RefSeq and is a predicted model, not a curated record. Lineage: Eukaryota; Metazoa; Arthropoda; Insecta; Hymenoptera; Formicidae. The transcript has 4 exons.